UGUCAAAGCAAUCGCGAAAAUCCACUUUCAGAGUCUGACCAAUGGGGACGUGUCAAAGUGACGCGUUGGUUAUUUUUGGACAGGCUUGCAUUCACAUUGGAAACUUUGCGCUGUUAAUGGUAAGGUGUGUUUUUCUAUGUGGACUUUCAGCUUUCUGCUGUCACUAUGUUCUAUACCAUCUGGUGCCAUCAAUUUGGGUGUUAGUCUGUCGGGUUCCGCCAUCCCACAGAUCGAGUCCUUGUCGGGUCGGAGAUAUUUCUGUACCUUCUAGUGCCUGCAAUCACUCUGGCCUAUUUAUGGAUACAACUGUGCAGGUCACCGUUGCACUCUACGGAAUCAUCCAAUCUGUAUGGCCUGCUUCGUAGUAUGCGUGUUCCUUUCUUCACUACUACUGUCCGGGUACAAACAUUCGCUGAAAGCCGUGUCGGGGUACUUCAGCAGGUCAACAAGACAAUAACACCAUGUCGAUGGAAUAUUGAGGCGACUCAUCACCAGAACAAGCCACAAGUGAGCGGCUAUCAGUUUACGGUACACGGUGGGAGUCUUCGGACUUUACCUUUGGCAAUAG
Messenger RNA from Aspergillus sclerotioniger CBS 115572, 568 nucleotides. RefSeq lists its product as uncharacterized. The coding region runs from base 42 to 365 and encodes 107 amino acids. The record is from RefSeq and is a predicted model, not a curated record. NCBI's taxonomy places the organism in Eukaryota, Fungi, Ascomycota, Eurotiomycetes, Eurotiales, Aspergillaceae. The transcript has a single exon.